Molecule: messenger RNA, 1672 nt
Organism: Ornithodoros turicata
Lineage: Eukaryota; Metazoa; Arthropoda; Arachnida; Ixodida; Argasidae
Exons: 8
Coding region: 273-1565 (430 amino acids)
Source: RefSeq, a predicted model, not a curated record
UUGCCGCGAAACGUACAGCGUCGCGCGCGCCACUGGAGAGAGGUUAUCUGGCACGCGCGCGCGCGGCGCCAGGAUGGGGACGCGCGGCGCAGGGAAACGGAUUGAGGCAAGUGGGGAGGAACUGGUAACCUUGUCACGAUCCGGAUGAACUCAUCGCAUGGCUUGUCUCAUAUCUGAGUGCCUGUCCGGAGCAAGUCCAUAGAGCCACCGCGAACGUGUGAAGUCAGCCAGCAAGUGUUUCGCCCCGGACUGUCGUCUGCGUGGCGUUCAAAAUGGAAGAACCGUAUGAUGUACCCGUGGAUCCACAAUACCCACCGUCCUACAACGAUGUUACCGUGCAACACUCUUCGCUUGGCGGUGGACUAACUUUCGUUGAUUUUCUACCGCCAUGCAUCCGGUCCUGGACGCUUUUCAAGCCCAUGAAGUUUGAAGGUUUUAGGUGCCUGAUCACCAGUGCAAAUGAAUGGCUGCGACACAACCCCUCCUGGGAAGUUAAGACAUGCGAGAGCGUGGAAUUCAAGGCAGGUUCCUCCGGACCAAAGGUUGAAAAAAUGUCUUACUUGGAAUAUGGAGAAAGGGCCACACACUUCAUGAGAUGCCUGAGAUUAUGGAUCGUGCCUCGCUGUGAUCAGAGUCGCCCGCCACAGCAGCUCGAUUACAUAAACUUGGUACCACAGGAGGUUGACAGCGGAGGCCUGUUUUCCACGCCCAAGUACGAAAUGCUUCACCAGAUGAUUGACCGUUACAACAGCGUAGUUCGAUUCCGUCCUCCUCCUGGACGUAUAUUGGCAGUUGAGUCUCAGGAAAUGAAAGCGACCGGAAAGUCCAAGUUUGACCCCGAUAGAUCUUACUGGUAUGAGGGCGGGGCAGCAGGAAAGCGUUUCCUUUUUGUCGUUCGUCUUUUCUUUGAAGUAGGGUACUGCCCCUCCGAAGCAGUGGGAGUUGCAGACUUUGUUCCAGAAGAAAUCGAACCAGAAGAUUGCUGCUGGUCCCCCAUAUUCGAGAAUUUUUCCAAUGUACUAGCGAAAGCGUCCCAGUGGUGCGCCGAGCAAUCGGGCAUCCGCUUUUGUAACGCACAGUCACUGGAAAUAAAACUCCACUCAGGAAAUGAUGUCGAUACUCAGCAGCUUUCAUAUUCAGAGCGCAGUAACGCGAUAACCAGGUACAUCCGUGUGCUCCGUGUUGCAUACACGAAGCCUUUAGAAGGAUAUUUCGCGGAAGUUCCGAGGCUCAACCUACAGUGUAAGACGUUUGUCCCGGUCCAACUGGUGCGAGGAUCACGAACAGACUUCGAAACGCUGGCCGAGACCAAAAUGCGCGUCGAGGCCUGGGUUCGAAUAACAGGAGCACGAGUGCUGAGCUGCGAGACACCGGCAAUGCGUCUGUCAUGGGGGAAACACUUUUUGGACAAGCUCGACAGCGGUUCCACAGUCAACCACGGAAAACGAGCUGAAGACUGGAUCUUUGUGAUCCGCCUCCACAUCGACGGUUUCUACCAAGAUCCACCAGCAGGGGAGAUGCCUCCGAUACCUCCAUUGCAGGAAGAAUGUUGUGGAAUACUGUGAACUUUCGCAUUUGACAGUCGCGUUUCUACAAUGCUUGGUCUGCUCUGCUUUUGUUCUGUGAUGAGCUCACACUUCAAUGUUCCAUAUCAUAAACGGGGUGUGUUUCA